This is a messenger RNA of Photinus pyralis (common eastern firefly), 8583 nucleotides long. RefSeq names its product DNA N6-methyl adenine demethylase (gene Tet). Gene Ontology annotation, molecular function: DNA 5-methylcytosine dioxygenase activity; DNA binding; zinc ion binding. The transcript is spliced from 9 exons. The record is from RefSeq and is a predicted model, not a curated record. NCBI's taxonomy places the organism in Eukaryota, Metazoa, Arthropoda, Insecta, Coleoptera, Lampyridae. Gene Ontology annotation, biological process: oxidative demethylation; positive regulation of transcription by RNA polymerase II. Bases 338 to 5701 code for a protein of 1787 amino acids. Gene Ontology annotation, cellular component: nucleus.
AAAGCGUAGCGUCAGUCGUUAUUUCGCUUUACGCGUGUGUGCCGGUGUGCGUGUGUGUUUUAUUUUUGUUUACACAUGAUAUUUUUAUACGAGAGGUUAAAGUGGCAAGAGACGUUAUUUUUAUAUGAAACUCACAUUUAAACUCAUAGUACAAAAUCCGAAAAGUACAAAUAUAAGGCUGAAUUAUUUACUACUUUCUUCUCCACGGCUUCACAUAACGUAUCUCAGCGAAAUUCAGGAUGAAAAUGACAAUAACUUAAGUUCUGUUAUAAUUAGUGCGUAAAGUCAAAAAACGGAGAUAAAUUGCUCAAAAUGAGGUUGAAAACGUGAUGGUAGGAUGAGCGAAACUUUGAGCCAGGACCCGGAGAAUCUAGGCUCCGGGUAUAACCUGGCGCAAUCGUAUCCACCAACAUCGGCAACGCCAAGCUCCACGGUGCAGGAUGUGCCGGGUUCUCACCUGCCGCCAUUUUCGACGUUCUCCGGCGAUUUGGACGGCGGCGCGGGUUUUGGUUCAGAUCGAUUGUUUACUGAUGCGAGAUUACUGGAUAUAUCGAGCUGGGACUACUACGGAGAAACCAGACUGUUAGAUAGAUCCGAGAAUGGCCUUUCCGUCAUUUCAUCUCAGCCUCAGUACAGACCUUGGGAAUCAAAGCCGAUCGACUCGACAUCGCAAGAAUCUCUACGUUUUACGCCUUCAGCGCCUAUCAGUACGUUCGCAGACGCUUUUUCACAAAACGGUGUACCAAAGCUUCCUUCCUUUCAGUCGCAAUUUCAGACUUUUAACGAAGGUACCGUAGUUACCAGCAGUGAGCCUACCUUAACCACACUAACUAAUCUCACACCAGUCUCCCCAAAUUCUAGUCCAGGUGGGCACCUCACGCCUCUUAAUUCCAGUUUUCAUACCCUAAGUGCAGUUAAUACCCGUAAUUACCCUCUGGUUCCGGCGCCGAUACAAGCGAGAGAAAUCCCGUCCAUCCAGCAACAGUUUUUAGAUGAACGCCACAUUCAGUUAUACACCCACCCAACAACUAGUCUCACCACCUUAAACAACACAAUACAUUCUGCCACAAUAUUCCCUACUCAAAAUGGUGCCAUACUCCAGAAUAAUCAAAUAAUCACGACUCCAACGGUAGUGACGGUGUUAAAAUCGGAACCGGCGAAUGUAACGGACCUAAAAUUGGGUACCUUACAGGAGUCCGACUUAAAAAUCCAGAACGUAGCUCUACACCAUUCCCAAUUUCAAAAUCCCAUGUCUACCGUCUUAGACAAUAACGGCAUGUAUAACGGACUCGAUAAAAAAUUGAACGGUAUGAAUACGACAAUGGACUCGCCGACGAGGAACGAUUUUCGCAAAAAAGAGCGCAGAAAACUUCGCGCUUCGAGUUUAGAGAGUUCGGCGGAAAGUGAUGGUGCGUCGAGUAACAUGGAUAUGGGCUCGGAAAAUUCCGGACAGGUCGCGUCCAUUUCUAGUACCGCGGGAUUCAAGUCGUCCCAUCACGUUCUCACCGGGGGUAGUGGCAUGGAAGCCGACGAGAUAAGUGGUGGAAAUGCCGACAAGCAAGUCAAGAAGAAGCGGAAACGGUGCGGCGAAUGCAUCGGAUGCCAAAGGAAAGACAAUUGUGGUGAUUGUGCACCGUGCAGAAACGAUAAAAGUCACCAAAUCUGCAAGCAGCGGAGGUGCGAGAAGCUCACGGAGAAAAAGCUUUACGGAGAUGAUGCGUUCAUCCGUGGAGACUCUAGGCGUGGCAGGGGGAAGGGUCGAGGUUCAGGGAGCUAUCGAGGGCGGAAACCGAGCGGCUCAGUAACGAUACCUUCCAGUGCACCGGCUCCAGAACCUAGCGUACCUCCUCCUUCAAGACCUAGUCCUCAACCUGUUCACAUGUUGAAACCAGAACAAACAACGCAACAACAGCAGCAACCAAUGACACCAAUGCCCUUCUACGCUGACCCAAAUAGGUUUACAACACCUGUAUGGCAAGCAGAUCCUACACAAGGUUGGACGCAAGGGCAAUUUAUUCAACAAAUCGCGGCUCCUGCUCAACCAGCUUUGGAAGGGUAUCCGCAGCAAUAUUCCAAUGGUAUAUACCAGACGACGUUUCAGCAGCCAGCCGGAUUUGAGGCAAACACGUUUUAUGCAGGCGCCGUGCAAGUACUAACGAGACCUCCGAGUGCGGCGAAUCAAACGCAACAACUAACGCCUCGUCCCAACGGAAGCUAUUCCCACACCCCUAGUCCUCAACCACAGCAAACAAACCAAAGAACUAACAUAUCUGGACAAUAUCAGCAAGACUAUAAUACGAAUAAUCAAAAUUAUGUAGCGCCCGCCACAACACCAACCGGUACAGUAGAUAGUUCCCAGUCGGGAGUGUUAUCGAGACCUAGUUCGGUAAAUAGUACCGGGAAUGUAUCGGGAAAUAGUCAGAACUUUCAAACGCAGCACGCCGGUAAUUUUACGCCAAAUUCCAGCUCAAACUUUAGUCCAGUUUCAAAUACUUCCACAAGUUUUGUUAACAGUAAUAUGAGUACAAGUUCGGGAAACGCGAUGCCUGGGUAUCCUCCGGUGAGCAGCCACCCGCAGGCAGCUUCACACAACUAUAGUGGUGGAUACCCAGGCAACGAAAACAGCGGGCAGGUAAACUCAAUAGAAAGCCCUCACAAUGAAAGUAAUCAGCAUUGGUCACCAAGCUCUGAUGGGAACUUAUGGGAACAAAGUGUUAUUCAACAAACUUGCAAUAAUCAAAGUGCCAAAUCCGACCAGAAUGGUAUACAAUACGCGCAAAAUAGUGUUACACCUCAAAAUGUAAUUAUUAUUAAAACCGAACCAAUAGAUUUUAUGCUUCAAAACGAUCAGAAAUCCAACGAUGAACAAAUUACUCAUCAAAUGCAAGCUGCCGUAGAGCAACAAUUUUCACAAGCAGACCGGGUUAAUUUAAACUCGAGGCUGAAAACGAUGAUUUUGCAGAAACAACAACAGCAGAUAGAACACAAGUUGGAAGAAGCACAAAAGAUUGAACAAAACAAGACCGGUCAUUUUUUAUUGUAUAGCCACCAUCGUCGCCCUAUAAUUUUAGGCGGCGGUGGUGGCGUACCGAAACCCUCGAUCUUGACCAAGUUGAAACAGAUACGGUACACUUCUCCGACAAUCACCAACAGCCCCAUCCAACAAUAUAUUGAAAACGAAAUCAAAUCAAAACUAAAGACACCUACAAAAAUCGUUUCUCCGGAGAGCACCGAAUUCAAAGCAUAUCAGAAACCCGUUCAACCGAAUGACCACACAAUUCUUCCCAAAAAGAUUGACAACACACCGAGAACUCCCAAUGUGUAUCCGAAACAUUUUGUUGACUCCGAAAAACAAAAGCCGACUGUGGGCUUAGAAAUACCGCCAUGCAAUUGUCUUCCUCCGAACCAUUUCGUACCAGAACCUGGCGGUUAUUACACGCAUUUGGGUUGUUCCGACAGCUUACCCAGUUUACGGAAGGAUCUCGAAGAUCGAACGGGCGUGCAAGGAAGUGCCAUUCGUAUUGAGAAGGUGUGCUACACAGGAAAAGAGGGAAAAACACCACAAGGGUGUCCGAUAGCUAAAUGGAUUAUUCGACGAGCCAGCUAUGAAGAGAAAUAUCUGAUUAUAGUUAAACAAAGACUGGGACAUUGCUGUUUUGCGGCCAUUAUAGUCGUGUGUAUUGUUGCAUGGGAUGGUGUCGUACGAGGAGAUGCAGAUACUAUAUACGACAUGUUGCGUUAUAAAUUAAACAAAUUUGGACUUCCAACUAACAGAAGGUGCGCCACGAACGAUCCCCGCACGUGCGCCUGUCAAGGUUUAGACCCGGACAAUUGCGGGGCCAGUUUCUCUUUCGGAUGCUCUUGGAGUAUGUAUUACAACGGAUGCAAAUACGCGCGAUCUAAAGUGAUCAGGAAGUUUCGAUUGAGCGUGAGGUCGGAGGAGGACGAAAUCGAAGAACGCAUGCAAAAUUUAGCGACGUAUCUAAGCCCCAUGUAUAAAAAUCUGGCGCCUGACUCAUUUCGAAAUCAAUGCGAGUUUGAAGAUGUAGCGUCAGAUUGUCGGUUGGGUUUGAAACCCGGGCGCCCGUUUUCUGGCGUGACUGCGUGUUUGGAUUUCUGCGCACAUUCACAUAAAGAUAGUCACAAUAUGAACAAUGGAUGUACAGUUGUGGUAACAUUGACGAAGCACAGAGAUCUUUCCAAACCGGAGGAUGAGCAGCUGCAUGUUUUGCCAUUGUAUGUUAUUGAUAGUACGGACGAAUUUGGUUCAAGGGAGGAACAAGAAAGAAAAGUUGUUCAUGGUAGCAUUGAAGUUUUGCACAAAUAUGAAUGUGAAGUGCGAGUAAGAAACAUUCCACAACCAACAUGUCGUCGAAGCGGUAAAAAACGAAAAGAAGAAGCUUUGGACAAAGUCAAAAAUUCCACUCCGCUUAAAAAAGAAAAUGUUACAUCGGCAAAUAAUACUUCUGUAAACUGUGAAUCGCCGAAGCUGAAAACGCCAACAAAGCAAUUGCAGAGUAAUCAUGUUUCAAGUACUGUAAUUGAUUACGGUGGUUAUUCUCCUUGGGGGUAUGAGAGCAAUUUAUAUUAUAAUCCCAAUAAUACUAACACUAACGAUCAUUCCUCGAUACAUUCUUCCGUUACUAACGAUAUUUAUUAUCAGCAUAAUAAAUUUAGGAACGCGGAGGCGCUUCGAAAUUUUGCUAGUAGAAUUGACGAAAACGUUACUAUGCGAUCGUAUAAACAACCUGAGACUGCCUUAAAUUUAACAUAUCCACCUGAUUCACGUAAGAUUUACCACGAAACAUCGCCUCGUUCACAACAAAAUACUGCCAUACGUAGGGAUCACUUUCCACGCGAUGAUCCAUCACAAAGUCAUUACAGUUUAAGUACAUAUCACCCCUCAAGCCUGCCAGAUCAUAACUAUACGAACGUAAAUAACUACCUCCAUCCUUCUAAUCAAAAUGUGGGUUUUAACAUCAGUAAAACGCAAAUUCUGCCAUCUUUCAAGUAUAUCAAAAAAUCUACCAGUCUGGGCGAUCCUUUCUCAAACUACAAUUUUUCUCCGGAAAACAGCACGAAUUCCUCUCACUUGUACGCGCAAAAUCCGUUUGACGACUCAAGUGAUUUUUAUCAGAACAGUUACGAUUAUGAGAGUUAUUCGAGCUCGUGUCCAUCCCCAUCAAAUUGGUCUUCACCUCAGACUCCUCCGAACUGGUCACCUUUCAACUGGCCCAGUAAUGAGUUGCCCAAAACGAAAGUCUUAGGUCAAGUUACUGACAUUAUCGACAACAGUGAGUGUUUUAAUGACUCGCAGGUUGGAGGCGUCGCCAUCGCUCUAACGCAUGGCAGUGUUUUGUUUGAAUGCGCGAAGCACGAGUUGCACGCAACGACUGCUUUAAAAAAUCCCAAUAGAAAGUCGCCGGCUCGUAUUUCUUUAGUAUUCUACCAGCAUAGGAAUAUGAAUAAAUCGAAACACGGUUGGGAUGAACACGAGGAAAAGAUGCGAUUGAAAAAGUUAGACUCGUUAGGCGCAAAUGAGAAACACGUAGACGAAUUUCCGUUUAUUUUAUCGAAUGAUUUGACAUCAAAAUUCAUGCGUUUAAGUGUCCCGACCAUGACUACUGUAUCUGUCACGACAGUAUUUCCAAUGUACCCUUGUAUGGUUACAGGUCCAUACCAAGAGGGCGUUAGAGGAUAACGUUUGCUAAUCUAUUUAUUCAACGAUUUUGCCUAACAUAACCUGAGAGAUUUGCAGAUUCGACCAGACGAGCUAAUAUGCAAGUUCCUUUUAUAUGUAAAUAUCGAGGACUAUUUACAUUUAGGACGCUAAAUUUGUAUGUACUUACUGUUACGGUUCCCAUUUUUUAUUGUGAUUAUUUUACAAAAUGACAAAAUUGUGUAUUAGCCUCGACCUGCAACUCUUACCUCCUUGAUAUGACAAAAUUAUUUGGAGAUAUUACAUCUUGCAAAGCAUUUCGUGCGAUUGCCUAUGGAAUUUGUCCAACAAUAGUGCCUAUAUGAUCUCAGAGCCAGUUUCCGAAUACAACAAACAGUACAAAGCUACAAUUCCAUACUAACACAUUAACAUUUGCGUAUAUAUAUAUUGACUGAUAAAGUCAAAAGUCAUGUAGGUUGUACGAUUUAGUGCGUAGCUCUUAUUUAACAGUAGGUAUUUAUUAGUUAAUUUAUGUUUAGAUAGUUGAAUCAUUUAUAGUUGAUUUUAAAGAAGGCAUUUUAUUAUUUGAAUUAUUGUUUUAUAGACUUUAUAUUUGUAUCUAUCCGAUACAAAGUGGUGUUCAUUUAUGUAUGUAUAGCGUACUGACAAAGCUAAUAUAAAUUUUUAAUUAUUUUUAAGGUAAAACGUUCUCGAACCUGUUUUAAAAGUUCACGAUAUCCCAUUUCAGUGGUAUUUUUAAGUUUAUUUGCAACCACUCUAAAGAAAUAGGUUUUUUGUUCAUACAAAUCGUUGAAUAACUGAUUUAAAUGAGGCAAUAGUGCUUACUGUUGCAAUCUACAUUUGUUUUUAAUCAUUUACAGUUUUCUACAUGUGGAUAACUAAAUAUUGGUUCAGACGCUGCAGAAAAAAUGUAGAUGAUCGAUGUCACAUGCAGGUUACCAACUUUAGGCGUUUUAGUGAACAAUCGGAACCCUUUUCCAAAAUUUUGCUUCAAUUUUUAAUAUCGAUUUUAUUUUUCACCGUUUUUAUGGAUAACAAUGCUGCAUAUUUACUGAAAUGAUACCUACCAAAAAUGAAAAACCAAAUAUUUAUUGCGUAAUAAUAAUAAUUUGAAAGAAGAUAUAUAACACAUAUACCUCUAACGUAUAUAUUAAAUAUCUAAAGUAUUUUUUUAAAACUACCUUAACAAUUGUGCCAUUAAAAUUAACAAAAAAAUCGUGUAAGAAAUUUACUCAUACGUUGAAAUUUAUCAUUCUGUGUUACUGUUAAAUCUCAAGUUGAAAAAGUUGCAGCAUUUUAUCUGUGCUCACCUCGAAACUCUUUGUUUAUAAAAUUGCAAAUUAUAAUAUUAAAUGUUGUAAAUAAGGUUUUGUAUACUCACAUUUUAGAAUAAUAAAUUUCAUUCCAAGACAGUGAGUUGCUGAAGUUGUAAAAAUGAUCAAAAAUAAAACGGCUGUAGUUGUACAGUGUCACACGUGACUAAUAACCAUGAUCAAAUAUUACAGUACUUCUAGUAUUUUUAUAUUGUUUCACAAAAUAUAGAAAUAUAUAAUAUAGUAAAUGCAAUAGACUUUUAUAAGCUUCGCUUCUUGCUGUAUAGACUUUUUGUAUGUGACUCAAAUUACUAAUAUUUUAAUGGUGUGGAAAAGAAUUCCUGUUGAAAUUUUUAUAAAGUUUAUUUUAGAAACAAAUUAUCGCAGUGCAUAUCGAUACGGAUGUAUAUACAUAUAUUUAUUUUUUAAAGUUUCUAAACAAGAUACGAAUUUUAGUACUUUUUUAAUUAAACUUGUUGGAAACAAACAGCACGAUCGAUAAAUUACGAUGGCGGAUUUUCAUUGCGAUAAUUUGUUUUUGAUAAAAUAUUUAGCUGUGCAUAUUUAUUAUUGUGUGUUUAUAAUGAUAGGGUUGUCCCUCUGUAGUCUAAAAAUAUAUUUUUGACAAAGCAAGAUAAAUAUUUAUAGUAUUCUUGAUACGCCUAUCGAAUACAUAAUUGUAAAGUAUUAGUCAUGUCUCGGUUAAGAUAAAGGAUUUUAACUUUAAAACACACUUUAGUGUUUGAUGCCAAAAAUUUAAUUAAGAUGGUCGAAGUUGUACAUUGUCAUUAUUUUCUCUUCCAUUCAUUCUAACUGGCAGCCACAUGCUCUUUUCACACUGAACCCUUUUCAUAUAUUUAUACGGAAGUACUUCAUAGUAUUUUAGUAUUUAGCAUAUGCACUUGUUUCAAUAACAGUUCUUAGACAGAUUCUAUUUUCUCGUAGUCUUCACUAAAUUGUGUCUUAAAAACUGUUUACGAAAUCACUCCAGUUUUGUUAAAAAUCUUAUUACUUGUGGAAUAUGUGAUCAAUGACAUAUCAUCAUAUUGUUUGUAGAGCGCUUUUUGGAUUAUGAAAUUGUGGCUGUUAAUGAUUUUUAAAUUUGAAGUUACCAAAAGAAGAAACAAUCAUUCGUUCAGUUACCAUCUUUUCUCGUUAUCCUUUUUCUUACGACGAUUUUUAACAAAACUACUAUCACUAUACCAAAUAUGUUAGAUUAGACUAUUUGAUUGUAAAUAUUUUUUUACAUAAGUUUAAGAGGUGUUCCAUUGAAAAGAAAAUGCAAUGACGUUUGUGUAUUAUGAAAGUAAUGAAAAGACUUUUAUUAUAAUAGGGUAUCGUGCAUUCUAAAACAAUCACGCAUUGUAAAUCUCAUCAUUUGCAUCCAUUUAUAUCUAGCAAUAUUCAUACUUUGGAAUCUACUAGUAAUAACCUGGUACCCUAUAAAUAUAAAAAUUAUGAACCAAAAGAAUACAAUCUUUUGAGUAAUAUGUAAUUUCUAGUUUUAGAAUUUUUUUAGUUUAGUAUUAAGUAAACAAAAUACGUGUAUUGUCUUGUGAAUACUAUUUAAUAUAUAAACAUACUUUUAAA